This is a messenger RNA of Magallana angulata, 1158 nucleotides long. RefSeq lists its product as uncharacterized. The transcript has 6 exons. The coding region runs from base 1 to 1158 and encodes 385 amino acids. Lineage: Eukaryota; Metazoa; Mollusca; Bivalvia; Ostreida; Ostreidae. The record is from RefSeq and is a predicted model, not a curated record.
AUGAAACACAUAUAUUGGAAUAGAAAAAUGUUCCAAAUGCGAAGGACAGAGUCAGUUUGUAUCUUCAUCUUCAUAAUCGGUUUUGGACACAUUUAUGGAUACGCUGAAAUUUCUUCAGACAAUGAGACCUACAUUCAACUUAGUACUUAUUGCAUACAGGCUACAGGAAAAACGUACAUAGAGUUCUUUGUCAAAUCUUCAGAGGAUGCUCAUGUUGCAUUAAUGACCAAUGACCUCUCCACACCACGCGACGAUUGGAGCCAGUUUUUUGAAAUCGCCAUUGGUACAUAUUCAAACAGCAGGUCUUGUAUUCGAGCACUAAGGCUUGAAUGUAAAGAAAUUGAAUAUCAUGGAAUAUUAAACAGUACUGAAUAUAUACAACUUUGGAUUAGCUGGGAUAAGAAUAACAUUCAACUGGGUAUUGGGCCCAGAACCGAUGGCAUUGCAGUUGUCAGUCAUCCUCACACCAUUUCAUAUGACGUCAACUAUCUUGCGGUGAUGUCGCAUUACUCUAGUUCGUGGAGAUUUUAUGAAGAGACAGACUGCAAGCCUGAAGAAUUCAACAAUACUUACAUCGUAACAAAUGAUACAAGAUGCAACGGAGUUACAAUUUACGCAUGUGCAAGUGGAUACAACCUAACUUCCGGCAACCUAACCCGAGUGUGCAAUAUUGGACCACAGUGGAUAGGCGACCCUCCGGUUUGUUCUGCAAUUUCAAUAUGCCCUGAGAUACUUUCAACCGCCUCUGUCAUCGUUUUAAGCCAAAACAUACAGAUUGGUGGAACACUGUUAAUGACAUGCGCAAAACACCAUGCAUUGGUUAUCGGUAACCUGUUAAGAACUUGCCUUCCUAAUGCAACAUGGGAUGGUGUGGAGCCUGUCUGUGAAGGUUGCCUUUUUCCGAGCGCAGCUGUAGGUUAUCAGUUUAACUCGACAGAAGAACUCAUCACAAGAAUGGAAGAAAUGAAGAAAGAGCUAAAAGUAGAAAGGGAGAAAACGAAUGCCUUUAUCCGGUCCAAGAUCAGUGUUAAAGACAACCGUACCUCCUCCACAGGAAUCGGUUUCGUCCUUGGCUGGGGUAUCAUAGGGUCCUUACUGAUGGCCAUAUGUUUGUGUGAUGCCGCACCCCUGUUGCGUCAUAUCAGGCAUGGCGUUUAA